CUUCAAUGAAGCCAGAGAGUAACUUGAUGGCGACAGGUUUGUGGCUGUCUACAGACUUUCCAGCUGACAUGGCGUAAUAUGUUAUGGGAAGUUAAUAAGACUGAACAAGUUGAGAAAUACAAGAUGGAUGCAAAUAGAAUUCAAGACUCUUUUGAUCUUCUGAAAUGCAAUGAGGCUCUGUCCUCAUCACCUGGCUGCCCCCCUACUCCCAUAGAGUAUGAUGACCUGCCAGAGCUGCAGGAGGUAGAGGAGAACCAGUCCUCUCUGGUGCUGUUCCAUGUGGGAACUGGGGUGUCACAUCAGGACUGUAUAGCUGGUUACCCUCACACCAAUUGGCUGACUGAGCUAGCUAACAUCGCCACCAGCCCUCAGAGCCCCCUACUGCAGGAGCCUCCUCCCAUCAAGAGGUCGUCUCCUAUGCACAUCUUUGCCACCAGUCGUAGUUUACAUUCUUACGCCCGACCUCCCCUGGCUAGCAGUGCACCCAGCCCCUCUAGGGGUCACCUUAGGGAGCGCAGCAGACGUGUCAGAGCCAGCAGUGAGUCAGAGUCUGGUGUGUUCUCUAUGUCAUCCUUCUCUGAUGAUGAGGACAUGGGUUGGUCUAACUCCUGGCCCUCAACUGCCUGGCACUGUUUCCUGAAAGGCACCCGGUUGCGGUUCCACAGGGGUUCUAACAAGGAGUGGCAAGAGGCUGAGGACCUGGGAGACUCUGAUGACGAGUCAGAUGAUGAUGAGAGAAUAAUGCCGUCCACUGCCCGAAAGAGCUACGGUUCGGAAGGUCUGAAGCUAGUGGCCCAUGAGGAGAACGUGUCGUACGGCCAGGCUGUCCUCAAACUCACCUUUGACCCCGGCUCGCCAGAAGAUGGCCUCUUAACGGCAGAGUGCAGAUUUGAUCACCCCUUCUUUGUGAAAAACAAAGGCUGGUCCUCGUUCUAUCCCAGCCUGACGGUGGUGCAGCACGGUAUCCCCUGCUAUGAGAUGCAGGUGGGGGACCUAUGUCUUCCUCCAGGCCACAGAGACUCCAUAAACUGUGACGACUCUGUUGUCUUCGACACCUUCAGGAGUUAUGACUUCACCCCUCUGGACUCUUCAGCUGUCUAUGUGCUGAGCAGCAUGGCCAGGCAGCAUAGGACCUCCCAGUCCAGCAGUGGCGCUGUCUCCCCUGACCCAGAGAAACUCUCCAGUUCCUUCCACCCCUCCUCCACCAGCAAAUCAAACAGGAGCAAUACCUCAGGGACAGCCCCUGGCGGGGCCACACCCACCAAAUGCAAGCGGCCAAUGAACGCCUUCAUGCUCUUCGCUAAGAAGUACCGGUUGGAGUACACACAGAUGUACCCUGGGAAGGAUAACAGAGCCAUCAGUGUAAUCCUGGGUGAUAAGUGGAAGAAGAUGAAGAACGAGGAGAGGAGGAUGUACACCAUGGAGGCCAAGGCUCUGGCUGACGAGCAGAAGAGACUCAACCCUGACUGCUGGAAACGCAAGAGAACCAACUCAGGGUCCCAGCACCAAUAGAUGGCCUGGUGAACAGACCGACCAGGUGAACAGACCGACCAGGCGACCCCACUAGCCUCUCUAGCCUGGUCCCAGAUCUGUUUGUGCUGUAUAGCCACCUAUGGUUGUUGGACCAUAAGACAGCACAAACAGACCUGGAACCAGGCUACUCUCUCUCUCUGCUCACCUGUCAAAUUGAUGAGACAUAACUGUGAUGCUGAAUACACUUUCUUUUAUAACUAAGAGACCUUAUAGAUAGGCCUACAAGAUAAAACGACAACUAUGAACUAUAUAUUAAAAAGCAGGUCAUCUAGUGUAACUAACCGUGCUUAUAUUUUCUUACAUUUUAAAAUGACAAGAGAUGGCUUGUUAUUCCUCUAUAAAAAAAAGGAAAGGCUCAGUUUAAUUUCUUCAGGUAAUUUCAUAUUUCGAGGCAUGAAACCUUGAGAUUAGGGUUGCAAAAUUCUGGUAACUUUCUAAAGAUUCCCCAGGUUUUCCAGAAAUUCAGGUUGAAAGAUUCCCAGAAUCAGGAGGGUAUAAGCAAGAAAUCCAGAAUCCUCCAACCAGGAAUUCUGGAAAACUUGAGAAUUUUGGUAGAGUUACUGGAAAUUGAGAAUCCUACUUGAGACCCAGUGGUGCUAAGUUCAGUUAAGGAAGGAGGAGCAGUGAUACAAAAGUUAUAUUUUUAAUUGUAAAAUAAAUAAGGGGGAUUUUAAAUAGCUUUGGUAACAUUUUAUUUUAAGGGUCCAUAAUAAAGCAUUUAUAAGGCAUUUACAAACCGCUUGCUCAUCAUUUAUUAAUCAUGCAGGAAUGUCUACCAAUGGCAUGUCCAUCUUUUUGUGAGAAAUUACACUGGUCACUCAAAAUAUUUAUAAAAUAUUCAUAAAGUAUAAAUAGUGCUCACUUUAGGGACUGUAAAAAUACUUUACUAAUUAUUAGUAAAUGGUUUAUAAAUGUGGGCGUAAUGAUGAAUAAAUGGUGACCACACAAUUUAUAGAUGCCUUAUUAAAUGGUUUAAUACGGAAGCUUAAAAUGGUGUUUUUUCUCUUUUCAGCUGUAGUUCAUAUUGACUUAUAUUUGUACAACUCAAUAUAUUGCACAGAUUGAUAAAGCCUUUCAUGCAUUGUAUCAUACAGUACAUGACCAAAAGUAUGUGGACACCUGCUCGUCGAACAUCUCAUUCCAAAAUCAUGGACAUUAAUAUGGAGUUGGUCCUCCUUUGCUGAUAUAACAGCCUCUACUCUUCUGGAAACGCUUUCCACUUGAUGUUGGAACAUUGCUGCCGGGCCAAUUUUUUUAAUUUAACCUUUAUUUAACUACGCAAGUCGGUUAAGAACAAAUUCUUAUUUACAAUGAUGGCCUACACCGGCCAAACCCGGACGAAGCUGGGUCAAUUGUGUGCCUUGCCUAGUCUCGCAUUGUCUUGUUUUGAUCUCUGUUUUUUGUUUAUUAUUAUUAUUACUCUCAGAAGGACCAACCAAAAGCGUCUGUUGGAGACACAGGUAGAGUGGUGAAGGAGCUGAUCCCCCUUAACUCCUUAUAAGGAACCACUCUCCUGGCCUCUUUUCAUUCUCAAGCAUACUUCUCCUCGCACUCUUGUGAGCAGUGAAAUGCUGUGAUACAUCUAAUUAUAUCAGAGAAUCAGGGUUACGAAAGUAACCUUAAGUUCUCUUUCAAAUACUAAUUUCAAUAUAUCACAUGCUCUAUGGUGAUAUGGCCAACUCUCGUAUCGCAAACAUGCUCACCGAAGCCAGGGUAGUCCCAACAUCAGCAACCCUCAGAGGCUCCGAAGCUGAGGAAGUGCGCAUGCAAGAAGUUGCAGAAACAAGUUGUUGGGAAAACUUCAUAACAAAGUGAGGGGAAGCCCAAAACAUGGUGCGCAAAUCUCAGUUUAAUGAGAUAUGUCUCUUUCGAGGGUGGUAACCAAAUGAUUGAAAGCAUUACACCCUUGCCUGAGCCUUCGUUCAAUCCAAGUAGAUGUGCAAUGCGUGUACUGGACAACAACAGGAACGCCCUUAUAGGCUCCAAGGUGGACCAAAGGAUGGGGUUAGGUAUAGGGUUAGCCUGAAAAUCCCUGGGUAGAAUGCGGGUGUGAACAGUGGCUGGUAGAGCACUGUCCACACACUCACUUUAGGGAUGCCAAAAGCAAAAGAUGGAGGAAUAUUGCUUCUCAGCGGCUAGUAGCUGCUGUGAAAGAAUCUUAAGCACAAUAGACAUGUCCCAGGUCGAGUAACCUCAUCCCUAGGCUAUUGCGCACGGCGCAAUAUAAGCCUUGGAUAUCAACGAUUCAAAGUUGGCCUUAGUGGGAGUGACCAUAGAAUUUUAUGGGAGCGAUUUGUCAUAAUUUAAUUUUGGAGAAUCACAUGACUGCAAAGAGUGGGAAGGUGUUGUAGGUGACGAUUGGUUGGUAGAUUAAGCCGAUUAAGCCAAUGCCUAUGCAAUGGGAGUUUCUCCCGUUCUUUCUGUAUUGGCUAACGAAGGCCAACAAGUUUGACGCGUUGGUCCACCAGACCUUCUCUCUGUCCAAAAAAGUCCUGCAAGGAGCAUAAGACCAUGGAACACAGUGUAGGACGAAACAAUCUGUUUAGUCAUACCACUUCUGUAAAACAGAGAGCAUGCAUAAAGGUUGGCCCUCUUUUUCAAGAGUCGAAGACCUGCAUUUCUUCUUCCUUAAAAUAAAAAUAAAAUAUUUAAAAAAUUAUGUCACCAGCAAUGCCCCGAGAGAGUAGAGAAUUGCUUUGUUUGCUAGGGUAUAAACCCUGCAUGCGCCAAUAGCUGCCAGGACUGGUUGUGAGUAGGAUAUACAGUGCCUUGCGAAAGUAUUCGGCCCCCUUGAACUUCGCGAACAUUUGCCACAUUUCAGGCUUCAAACAUAAAGAUAUAAAACUGUAUUUUUUUGUGAAGAAUCAACAACAAGUGGGACACAAUCAUGAAGUGGAACGACAUUUAUUGGAUAUUUCAAACUUUUGUAACAAAUCAAAAACUGAAAAAUUGGGCGUGCAAAAUUAUUCAGCCCCUUUACUUUCAGUGCAGCAAACUCUCUCCAGAAGUUCAGUGAGGAUCUCUGAAUGAUCCAAUGUUGAACUAAAUGACUAAUGAUGAUAAAUACAAUCUACCUGUGUGUAAUCAAGUCUCCGUAUAAAUGCACCUGUACUGUGAUAGUCUCAGAGGUCCGUUAAAAGCGCAGAGAGCAUCAUGAAGAACAAGGAACACACCAGGCAGGUCCGAGAUACUGCUGUGAAGAAGUUUAAAGCCGGAUUUGGAUACAAAAAGAUUUCCCAAGCUUUAAACAUCCCAAGGAGCACUGUGCAAGCGAUAAUAUUGAAAUGGAAGGAGUAUCAGACCACUGCAAAUCUACCAAGACCUGGCCGUCCCUCUAAACUUUCAGCUCAUUCAAGGAGAAGACUGAUCAGAGAUGCGGCCAAGAGGCCCAUGAUCACUCUGGAUGAACUGCAGAGAUCUACAGCUGAGGUGGGAGACUCUGUCCAUAGGACAACAAUCAGUCGUAUAUUGCAUAAAUCUGGCCUUUAUGGAAGAGUGGCAAGAAGAAAGCCAUUUCUUAAAGAUAUCCAUAAAAAGUGUUGUUUAAAGUUUGCCACAAGCCACCUGGGAGACACACUAAACAUGUGGAAGAAGGUGCUCUGGUCAGAUGAAACCAAAAUUGAACUUUUUGGCAACAAUGCAAAACGUUAUGUUUGGCGUAAAAGCAACACAGCUCAUCACCCUGAGCCACCAUCCCCACUGUCAAACAUGGUGGUGGCAGCAUCAUGGUUUGGGCCUGCUUUUCUUCAGCAGGGACAGGGAAGAUGGUUAAAAUUGAUGGGAAGAUGGAUGGAGCCAAAUACAGGAUCAUUCUGGAAGAAAACCUGAUGGAGUCUGCAAAAGACCUGAGACUGGGACGCGGAUUUGUCUUCCAACAAGACAAUGAUCCAAAACAUAAAGCAAAAUCUACAAUGGAAUGGUUCAAAAAUAAACAUAUCCAGGUGUUAGAAUGGCCAAGUCAAAGUCCAGACCUGAAUCCAAUCGAGAAUCUGUGGAAAGAACUGAAAACUGCUGUUCACGAAUGCUCUCCAUCCAACCUCACUGAGCUCGAGCUGUUUUGCAAGGAGGAAUGGGAAACAAUUUCAGUCUCUCGAUGUGCAAAACUGAUAGAGACAUACCCCAAGCGACUUACAGCUGUAAUCGCAGCAAAAGGUGGCGCUACAAAGUAUUAACUUAAGGGGGCUGAAUAAUUUUGCACGCCCAAUUUUUCAGUUUUUGAUUUGUUAAAAAAGUUUGAAAUAUCCAAUAAAUGUCGUUCCACUUCAUGAUUGUGUCCCACUUGUUGAUUCUUCACAAAAAAAAUACAGUUUUAUAUCUUUAUGUUUGAAGCCUGAAAUGUGGCAAAAGGUCGCAAAGUUCAAGGGGGCCGAAUACUUUCGCAAGGCACUGUAACUGCUGCCCGAAAGUCACUGGCCAUCGAGGGGCUCGAAGAUGAGGGUUGAGGCCCUAUUCCCUUGCUCUGUGUAGACGGAAAAGGGAGGGUAGGUAACAUAGUUGAAAAAGCAUACGGCAUCCCUCUAUUUCAUUGGUUUAUCAGCUCUCCCGCCCCAAAUGGCGUGGUCACCGUUUUUGGGAUGGGGUCUCCCAUGGCCCUCACAGGGUGUUCGCUUCUAUCGGGUGCAGCAAAUCAGUCCGGAUAGAUGUGGGAAGUGGGCUCUCUCUAGACAGAGCAGGCAAUGUAUCUGAAGGAAGAAGUAUUCAAAAUCCUGUAUUCAUAAAAAAAUCCUGUAUUCACUGAGAAGUAGAAAAGCAAUUGACACAAAGCAAAAACCUUUCGUUCAGUACUCAACCUCUCAACAGGGUCUGAAGAGCUACGCUCAGCAAAAAUAUCCCACACGGUUCGCUUCAGAGCAAAUAAGCAGGAAACAGGGCUCCAGUCAUGCUGAGAUCUAGAGAGCAAUAGUCCUCACGAAGAAGAUGAACGAGAAUGACCAUAGGCUUGGAGAGUGGCUCAUUAUAAGAAGAUGAGGGGCUCACCUCAUUUUCCACUCUGUCUCCAACAUAUGAUUUCUAUUGGCCCUUCCAAGAGUAUUGGUGAUCCUAGCGAAUCCCCAUAUGUGAUACAUCGAAAUGAGUAUUUGAAGGAGAACCCUUAUGUUAUUGUUCCAUUGCAAAACAUUUUGAAAGGUUUCCUUCCAUGCUCUAAUGAACAUAACUCAGAUACCCUGUUUCCUGAUUCACACUGUAGGGUCGAACCAAACUAUUAUGGCUUGGAUAUUUUAUUUUCACAUUGUGCUUUCUAGCAUGGUUUCAUUAACUGUGAUAGAUGUAUAACCAGGCCUCUCAGUACAGCUCGGCUAGGCUUGGCUUAGCCCUUUAGUGUGAAUCAGGCAUCUAGUUGCUAAACCAGCUGGUCGUGUGCCGAUGAUGAUGUAUGUUUCUACACAUGGAUGUUUUGCACACUCAUCCAAACAGCACUUCAGGCCCAAGCCUUCACUUUUAGUGUUUUAAUUUCUUUUUGCACUUUAUAUACAGUACAUAUGUAAUCUUAUACAGUACAACCAAUUAAAUGUAUGCUAGUGGAAGCUACUGGUAACUGCCAAAAUAAAGGAAACGUGAGUAAUGAGGGAUACAAAGUAUAUCGAAAGCAGCUGCUUCCACACAUAUGUGGUUCCUGAGUUAAUUAAGCAAUUAAAACAUCACAUCAUGCUAAGGGUAAUGUAUAAAAAUGCCCAGUUGCCCAUUAUUUUGAAAUAGGGGUUUAAAGGGUGUGUGUGUGUGUGUGUGUGUGUGUGUGUGUGUGUGUGUGUGUGUGUGUGUGUGUGUGUGUGUGUGUGUGUGUGUGUGUGUGUGUGUGUGUGUGUGUGUGUGUGUGUGUGUGUGUUUGUAUUUAUUAUGGAUCCCUAUUAGCUACUCUUCCUGGGAUCCAGCAAAAUUAAGGCAGUUUAUACCAUUUUUAAAACAUUACAAUACAUUUACAGAUUUCACAACACACUGUGUGCCCUCAGGCCCCUACUCCACCACUACCACAUAUCUACAGUACUAAAUCCAUGUGUAUGUGUAGUGCUUAUGUUAUCGUGUGUGUGUGUAUGCGCCAAUGUUUGUGUUGCAUCACAGUCCCCGCUGUUUCAUAAGGUGUUUUUUUUAUAUGUUUUUUAAAAAUCAAAUUUUACUGCUGGCAUGAGUUACUUGAUGUGGAAAGGAGUUCCAUGUUGUCAUGACUCUAUGUAGUACUGUGUGCCUCCCAUAGUCUGUUCUGGACUUGGGGACUGUGAAGAGACCUCUUGUGGCAUGUCUUAUGGGGUAUGCAUGGGUAUCCAAGCUGUGUGACAGUAGUUUACACAGACAGCUCGGUGCAUUCAACAUGUCAAUACCUCUCAUAAAUAAAAGUAGUGAUGAAGUCAAUCUCUCCUCCACUUUCAGCCACGAGAGAUUGACAUGCAUAUUAUUAAUAUGAGCUCUCUGUGUACAUCCAAGGGCCAGCCGUGCUGCUCUGUUCUGAGCCAAUUGCAAAUUUCCAAAGUCCUUUUUUGUGGCACCUGACCAUAUGACUGAACAGUAGUCAAGGUGUGACAAAACUAGGGCCUGUAGAACCUGCCUUGAUGAAAGUGUUGUUAAGAAGGCAGAGUAGCAAUUUAUUAUGGACAGACUUCUCCCCAUCUUAGCUACUGUUGUAUCAAUAUGUUUUAACCAUGACAGUUUACAAUCUAGGGCUACUCCAAGCAGUUCAGUCGUCUCAACUUGCUCAAGUUCCACAUGAUUUAUUACAAUAUUUAGUUGAGGUUUAGGGUUUAGUGAGAGUUUUGUUCCAAAUACAAUGCUUUUAGUUGUAGAAAUAUUUAGGGCUAACUUAUUCCUUGCCACCCACUCUGAAACUAACUGCAGCUCUUUGUUGAGUGUUGAGUCAUCUGCAUACAUAGGCACUCUGGCUUUACUCGAAGUCAGUGGCAUGUCGCUAGCAAAAAUUUAAAAAAGCAAGGGUCCUAAACAGCUACACUGGGGAAUUCCUGAUUCUAACUGGAUUAUAUUUGAGAGGCUUCCAUUAAAGAACACAGCUGUGUUCUGUUAGAGAAGUAACUCUUUUCCCACAUUAUAAAGCCAUAACACAUACGUUUUUCCAGCAGCAGACUAUGAUUGAUAAUGUCAAAAUCUGCACUGAAGUCUAACAAGACAGCCCCCACAAUCAUUUUAGAUCUCAAACCAAGCUUCAGGGGAGUCGUCUGAAGGUAAACCAGUAUCGGCCUGUAAAAAAAAUAGGUUGUAAAAAGUUUGGUCCCAAAUAACAUGACGAAACAUGGGUUUAAAAUGUAUUUAUUUAUUGGAGUUUUCUCCUCUCAGAAAUAGAUACCUUAUUCCUUAUGAUUUAUUUUUGGACUGAAAUCUAGAGGCUUGAUGUUGGGGUUUCCUUUAUUUGGCAGUUACCUGUGUAUAAAAUGACAUACGAUAUAUCUUCAAGAGAUCUAUCAGUUUUUACAUUGACACAAACAUGGCCAAACUGUAUACAGUAGGUCUAGCCUGAGUGCCAGUCUGUUUUGUGCUCUAUGGCAUGACAAUGAAUGACAAGGAGUUGGCAGUACAGCAUAAAAAGACUGGCACCCAGGCUAGUACAGGUCAUGUGAUGUUUUGCUUGCAGGUUGCCAUGGCGUUGAAUUUAUACAGCUUUGUUGUUGAUAAUGUACAGGUCCACGCCCCACCAAACUCAAAAUAAAUACAAAGUACUAUAUUUUAAAUAAAAGUUUAAACUUGCAAUCUUA
Oncorhynchus masou masou (cherry salmon) is the source of this 9227-nucleotide messenger RNA. Its product is annotated as HMG box-containing protein 1-like. Gene Ontology annotation, molecular function: protein binding; RNA polymerase II cis-regulatory region sequence-specific DNA binding; RNA binding. Lineage: Eukaryota; Metazoa; Chordata; Actinopteri; Salmoniformes; Salmonidae. The coding region runs from base 79 to 1512 and encodes 477 amino acids. Gene Ontology annotation, biological process: regulation of transcription by RNA polymerase II. The record is from RefSeq and is a predicted model, not a curated record. Gene Ontology annotation, cellular component: nucleus. The transcript has 11 exons.